This is a messenger RNA of Paramisgurnus dabryanus, 3533 nucleotides long. RefSeq names its product protein phosphatase 1, regulatory subunit 18 (gene ppp1r18). Gene Ontology annotation, molecular function: phosphatase binding. The record is from RefSeq and is a predicted model, not a curated record. NCBI's taxonomy places the organism in Eukaryota, Metazoa, Chordata, Actinopteri, Cypriniformes, Cobitidae.
AUGUCUUUGUCCACGCUACCCGAAUGGAAACAACUGCUAUUAGAGCGCAAGAGACGAGAGGAAGAGGAGAGAGAGAGAAGAGAGAGAGAGGAAGAGGAGAGGCUGGCCAACAUGCCUGCCUGGAAGAGAGGGAUUAUCCUGAGAAGGAGAGCAAAGCAAGAUGAAGGACGAGAUAAAGAUGGUGGACAGCAUACAGCAGACGUCUUGACCAUCAUAGAGGACAUCGCUACAGAACAGAUGGACAAUAAACUCACACUCCAUCUCCAAACUGAAGAAACCAUCGCCUCCAUCCAACACAAUCCUUUCAUCAGGUCUGAGAACAGCUGGAGGAGAGACAACACAUGCGAUGGAACCAAUAAUAUAGGAAGAGAGAAAGAAGCGGAGGUAAAGAGAGAGAGAGAGUUCUGGAAAAGACGAGAUAGAGAGAUAUGGACAGACAAAGGAAGAGAGAAAGAACCGCUGAAGAAGUGCAGAGAGGUAGAGAGCAGCACAUGUCUCUUUACUCCAGUUACAGGCCUUCACACCAUCAAAGCAAACAACAUCAUUAUCAUCGAGAAAGAGAAAAACAGCAAAGAAAGACCGGAGAGGAGAGAGAGCGCUCGAGAGGAGGUGGAAGAGAAGAGGAUGAGGAUGGAUUUAAGAGAGUUUCUGGCUGGUGGUGGAAGCGUUACAGAGAUCAGAGCAUCAGAAGUGUUGAUCAUCAAACCAUCAUUUACAGACGAGGAGAUAGACACACCUGAAGUGAGAGAGAAGAUAUGGAGAAAAGAGACAUUGAUGACGAGAAUAACAAAACUCAAGGGCGGAGGAACCGAAUGUGGUGGUCGAGUCAGUCAGCUGCUCAGUAAGUUUGGUGAACACCCCAAACCCCCAAUUCGUUCAAAGAGCACAGACUGCCUUGACCCAUCAGGCAAGAACCGGAUCAAAUACAGUACCGUACGGGAGGACGAAACGAAGCCGACAUUCCGAGGUGUUCCCAAACGCUCCUUCAGUUUCUCCGAUCGUGUACUGUGUCAUCAAGAGAACGGAGUUUGUGAGAAGGAACCGGAGUUUAAGGUGAUAGAGAGGACGUACUCGGAUCGCAGGGUCAAACCGAACGUGAAAGUUCGAUCAGAAGGUGAACCAAGAGUCACGAGACGAUGGGGGAGACACAGACGUGAUGAAGAGGUACAGAUGAAUGAAAAGAGACAGAAAGAGAGUGCAGAUGGAGAUGAGGGCUUCAUUGUGGCCUCCAUAAAAAACCCAGAGGACAUCCCAUUUGCCCGACGAGUUCCAAUCAAAGGUGAUGGGAGAGAAAGCAGCGAGAGGGAGAUAAAGAUAGAUAAAGAGAUGCAAAGUGAUCAUAGGUGUGAAAUAAGGCCAAAUGAGAAGGAGAAAAUGGAAAGAAAAAGCCAAACUGAGGAAGUCAAGAGGAAAAGGAAUCAGGAUGAGGUGAAUGUAGUUCAAAGUACAUAUAUCCGACCCUCAGAUAACACCAAAGAUAUCAUCACACCAUCAGCAGACUGCAGUCUUCAGUCUUCUUCACAUCUGUCAGAAGAUCUGGACCACAGGACAGAAAGAAUCCAGAAGGACAGAGAGCUCAACAGGACAGGGAAGAUGUCUUCAUGUGAAGAUCCAGACACAAUCACUUACAAUCAGCAGAAAACAUCCCAUCCAAUCAAAGAGGAGGUAACCAUCCCCAGAACAGUGUUUUAUGGAGUUGACGUAUCCUCAACCAGAAGGCCAAGUUUCCCUGUUGGAGAUGAAGAAGGUGGAGGAGGAGGAGUAGAGAGGAGAGGAAGCUGGAAGACCGGACGACCUCUGACCCGAGUGGAGUCAUUAAGAGAAAGAAUCCGUCAACAAGAAGAGAAACUGAGCGGUGUGAAGAAGACUGAAGUGAUGGAGAGCAGAGAAACAGAAGGCACUUUGACUCAACAGGAAGAAACCACACUGCAGACUCUCAGACUGUUUGACGUCACACAGGAAGUUGCAGUGGCAAGCCCUCAACUUCCUGUUCCUAUUUCUCUGUCACGGUCAGACUCGACAGAAAGAGAAGUUGGGGAGAUCUCUGGGGAUGAAUCCGAGAGCGAUAUCUUCCGUGGAGAAACAGAGAGAGAUCAUGUAGAGGAGUGUGACAGACGCAGCAUUUGGAGACGACAGAACCUAAACGCGGGAGAAGACGAAAAAGAGAGAGAGUUGUUAGAGGAAGAAUAUCUCCCUCCCUCUCUUUCUCCCUCUCCACCUCUUUCAGACUCACUUGUCGAAAUGAGUCGGAUCUAUAACCUCAAGCCGGUGGGAUCCAGGAGCGCCGUAUGUAUCGGUGAACGAAAAGCCGAUCUUUCCACGGGACAAUACAAGCCCAUCAGAAAUACACAGUCACCGGACAUUCUGCCCGAGAAAGCAAAACUGUGGAGUUAUGGGAGGGACGGUGACAAACCUGGGACGGUGGAGUCGACAGGUGUUCAGACGGUCCAGCGUCAGGUAGAACGGCUAAAGCUGAAGGAACAGGAAGGAGAGACGCAGAGUGUGACGACAUCACAGGAGGUUAAGACGGCUGAAGGCCAGAAGAGACCAGACAUACUCAAAGAGACUCAGAAAUCACAAACAUCUAUGAAUCCUUCUCAACAAAAUGAUCAAAGGUCUCAUCCCAAACCUCAGCAGCUCAGGUCCUUCACCGUCAACGCCCGCACUGUCCAACCCACAGAAAACUCUUUAUCAACCCCAGAACAAGUCAACAGUCCUUCAUCUCCCUCGACAGGCCCCUCUCCACCGCUGUUUACCAUUAGGAGUGCAUCAGGAGGACCGGCGAAGAGAGGGACCACCAUCACCAUCACCCCUAGAAGAUCUGCUGGAUCAGCUCCUUCUGGAAACACCUCAACAGUAACUCCAUCAAAACCACCACCACAGGCCCAGCCGUCCACCACUAACACCAGUGCAAACAAAGACACGGGUAAAAAGAGAUAUCCGACCGCCGAAGAGAUCCAGGUGAUCGGAGGAUAUCAGAAUCUGGAGCGGUCGUGCUUGAUGAAGAACAAAGGAACAACUAAAGCGGUGAAGGUUUGUUUCGAUGACGCUCAGCUGGAGAGAGUUUGUGAAUAUCCAUCAGAAGAUUCUCAUCCCUGCGCUCCUCAUCCGGUGCCAGAGGACGGGAGGUGUGGGGGAGAGCAGGAGGAAGAUGAGGAAGAGGAGAACGGAGCGUUUGUGUCCAGCAGUGACAGGAGCUCAGGAAGGAUUCGGUUCCUCAAAGUGGAUGAAUCCUGUAAGCGUUAAUUCAGUCUCCAUGAUGAAUCAUUACACACUUUAGUUUAUACUUUCUUUACAGUUACAGAAGCUGUAAGUAAUCAUAAACUUAAUCAAUAGUUUAGUAUUCUUGUCUGGUAGCAGAAUUAAAAAGUAUUUGAAUGUGAUAUGAGAUUUUUAAAGCAUCUUUUUUUGUUAACAUUCAGAGAUUGCUGAGUUUCAGUAAUAAAUUUGAUUGUUAAUAAUCUCAGGUCUUGAUGGUUUGCACAGUUUACAGUGUUUUAUGAAUAAUAAAUCCUCAUCUAUGAAACUCUUAA